Molecule: messenger RNA, 581 nt
Organism: Acyrthosiphon pisum (pea aphid)
Lineage: Eukaryota; Metazoa; Arthropoda; Insecta; Hemiptera; Aphididae
Exons: 4
Coding region: 92-529 (145 amino acids)
Source: RefSeq, a predicted model, not a curated record
ACAAUGAUGUGUGUUUUUUGCAAAUGGAGAAUAUCGUAUAGUACUUCGUUUAGUUUAUCCUUGUAAAUCAAUAAGCAACCAAUCACUUCAAAUGAAUGUUUAUUUAAGUAAAAAGACAUUAAAAAUUACAGAGUUGAAAGGGAAUUUUACAUUUUUGAUUCCUUUUGACGAUACUAUAACAUAUGAAUUUACCGCUUCAAUUUGGGGCUCAACAGGUGGUUGGAUACCAAAUUCAAAUUUUUACAAAGGCAAAAAUGCAUGUAGUUCAUUGAAAUUUAUACUAGGAAAUGCAUGGAAUUCAGUAAUUAAAGAUUUUAACAUUCCCACCUCUAAGUGUCCAAUACCAGCGGGCACAUAUAUUACAUCAGGAAUGGAUAUAAAAAAAUUAAUAGAUGGCAACUUUUCCAAACUGGGAUAUUAUGGAAGAUUUAAAGCAGAGGCAAAGGCGAGAAAUUCAGAAAAUAAAGUACUUAGCUGCAUAAUAGCUGAGUUGGAUCUUAUACGACCGUGGGAAAAACCAAUUGAUUAAGUUAUACAAAAUAAUUAUAUAAUUAUAAUAUAUUUCUGUAUUUAGUUAUUUA